Penicillium atrosanguineum is the source of this 625-nucleotide messenger RNA. RefSeq names its product putative ubiquitin conjugating enzyme (UbcD). Gene Ontology annotation, biological process: protein polyubiquitination; ubiquitin-dependent protein catabolic process. Gene Ontology annotation, molecular function: ubiquitin conjugating enzyme activity. Lineage: Eukaryota; Fungi; Ascomycota; Eurotiomycetes; Eurotiales; Aspergillaceae. Gene Ontology annotation, cellular component: nucleus. Bases 22 to 591 code for a protein of 189 amino acids. The transcript is spliced from 5 exons. The record is from RefSeq and is a predicted model, not a curated record.
CUUCUUGUCACUCUCGUCGCCAUGGCUCUCAAGCGCAUUAACAAGGAACUCACUGAUCUCGGCCGGGAUCCCCCUCCUCCUGCUCCGCUGGCCCCGUCGGAGAUGAUCUGGUAUGCACUACGAAACACCUUGAAUGCCCUCACUCUCGCUUUCCCCUCCCCCUUUCUCCCCCGUCGUGCCCGCCCCCUCUUGGCGGCAGCCUUAUCGUGCGGCGGGGCUGAAAGUGUCCCCAGUGCAGAUCGUUCCACUGGCAAGCAACCAUUAUGGGGUGACUCGCCAUACUCGGGAGGCGUCUUCUUCCUCACCAUCCACUUCCCUACCGACUACCCCUUCAAGCCCCCGAAGGUCAACUUCACCACCCGCAUCUAUCACCCCAACAUCAACUCUAACGGCAGCAUCUGUCUGGACAUCCUGAGGGAUCAAUGGAGCCCUGCUCUGACCAUUUCGAAGGUGUUGCUCUCGAUCUGCUCCAUGCUCACAGACCCCAACCCCGACGACCCGCUGGUGCCCGAGAUCGCGCAUGUCUACAAGACAGACCGCCCCCGGUACGAGGCGACGGCUCGCGAAUGGACUCGCAAGUACGCUAUUUAAGAUCGGCAAAUUUCUCAACAAAUCUGCCCAUCCC